Molecule: messenger RNA, 690 nt
Organism: Procambarus clarkii (red swamp crayfish)
Lineage: Eukaryota; Metazoa; Arthropoda; Malacostraca; Decapoda; Cambaridae
Source: RefSeq, a predicted model, not a curated record
AUGUCAGUUCAAGGCUUGACAGGCGUCGUGAAGAUAGAAAGAAUUGCAAAGAGCUUGGAAGAGAUACAGGACGAUCAGGACACAACACAACCACAACACCUGGAAGAGACACAGGGCGAUCAGGACACAACACAACCACAACACCUGGAAGAGACACAGGGCGAUCAGGACACAACACAACCACAACACCUGGAAGAGACACAGGGCGAUCAGGACACAACACAACCACAACACCUGGAAGAGACACAGGGCGAUCAGGACACAACACAACCACAACACCUGGAAGAGACACAGGGCGAUCAGGACACAACACAACCACAACACCUGGAAGAGACACAGGGCGAUCAGGACACAACACAACCACAACACCUGGAAGAGACACAGGGCGAUCAGGACACAACACAACCACAACACCUGGAAGAGACACAGGGCGAUCAGGACACAACACAACCACAACACCUGGAAGAGACACAGGACGAUCAGGACACAACACAACCACAACACCUGGAAGAGACACAGGACGAUCAGGACACAACACAACCACAACACCUGGAAGAGACACAGGGCGAUCAGGACACAACACAACCACAACACCUGGAAGAGACACAGGACGAUCAGGACACAACACAACCACAACACCUGGAAGAGACACAGGACGAUCAGGACACAACACCUACAACACAGAUAUAA